AUGACUGACGACAGCACUAUCAAGGAUAGCGUUCGGUUGAAGCCGUUCAUCACGUCGCCAGCCGCCACAGAGGUGCCGACUGAACCUGACACCGAUUCGGGCGCGGAGGACUCUGACACGGAGACGGAGUCGGAAGCAGAUAAUGAGGACGAGGAUACAGGAUUGACCGAAAAUCAAAACCGUCUCCUCUACAUGGUGUCCCUGUACACACACAAGGCCGACACCCGUGGUGACAGGGACCACUGGCUGCGAAAACCUGCUUUAGUGGUGCUGUUGUACGAAGGCAUUGUCGCAAAUGUCCUUGACUUCGACUACGCGCCACAGUCUGAGCUGAUCGAAAAUCGUCGAAUAUGGAUGAACGUCAGCCAAGAGGGUAAAUCGGACGUGGAGUUUCUCCGGGAGGAAGAGCUCGUAAACGGCCUACAUGUAUCGUCGAGAAGUUACAAGCCAAUAACCUGCUACCAGAUAUCUCCGAAAGGAAAGGAGUUGGUUAAGCGCAUCACGCGCAAAGAAAAGGAGGCCGUGCACGAGUUUGUGUACGCAAGGGGGACUCGCGAGUUACUUCAUGUUCGAUGGGACGGAAACGAGUAUUGGUUGGAGAGUGCAUCAGGUUACCGGCGGAAGUCAACGAUCACAGAAACGGAAGACGUUUCUUACGUGUCAUCGGCCUACGUGCCGCAGUGCCUACGAUACGGCGGUCGGCCUACCCUUUCGAAUGCACAUCGCGCGCACGAAUCCGGGGUGAAUACGGACAACAUCCGAGAUGAGCUGGAUGAAGUUAUCACCCUCAAUUCCGUGUCAAUCAUCGUAGCGGAGUAUAUUCCUUUCGGAGCCAACCAGAUCGUUAACCUCAACAACAGCGUAGGAUCGACGGAGAGGUGCCAAGGAGGCUUCAUAUCUCCCGCUAUUGAUGACGACUCCACCGGCACAGACCUCGAGAUGUCGCCGGAGCUAACGAGCGUGGAUAUUCUAGACUACACGCUGACAAACCACAUCAACUUCGAGGCGGAGAUCAACUUUGCCGAGGAGAGCGGAGUUGUCCAGGUGGAAACUUUCGGCGUCAGCCUAAACGCUGAGGGCACAUGCUUCUACGGGAUGCAGGUGGAAGCGGUGAUGGAUCGAAUCAAGGAUAACAUUUCCUUGGAUCACAUGGCCCGGUUGCUUGUGGAUGUGCAGCAAGAUUCGUCGGGUAUCGUUGAUUCCAUCAUAUCGCAGCACCAGCGCGAGCUUCUCAACCUAAUUUUCCUUGGUGACGCUCCAAACCGGAACAAGGUGAACCUGAUCAUGGCGAAUGAGAUUACGCCUCACCUGACGGCGGAGGAGUACAUGGACAAGGGCGAAUACGAGAACGAACUAAAGCAGGUCAUCGGGGACACAAAGGCGGCGUAUGACAUCAGUGAGCACGACACACUCAUCUUUGGUGGGCACGGGCUGCUCGUCGCGGGGCCGAAUUCCCGCCACCACGAGCCACUGUUGUGCGCGUACCUCCAGUUCAUCACGAUUGACAUCUUUCUGCAGAACUACUUCUCAAGAUUGUGGAUUCUGACGGAUGACAUGAAGGUGACCUACGACAUUAUCGUCACGUCGGAUACGGACCCCACCGCACUCGAUCGCAUCAGGUAUCGAAUAUGCGCCAUGUCAAACGACAUCAUCGUGCUGGAGGAAAUUUUAGGCUACGUUUUGGAGGCACUGGACGUCAUUGAGGUGCCCCCGGAACCACCAGAGCAAGCGGGGCGGUCUCUGUACGAGCGAUUGGAAAUAUCUGGCAUGCGUUCUCAACUGUUGCGAAGAUCCGCCGACCUGAAGAAGAAUGUUAGCGGAUCUCAACAGUACCUGGAUGUGUUACGGGAAAUGAGCGCGGUGGUGAGCGAGAACAAGAUGUUUCGGCUGAACGAAAGCUUGGAGAUGAACACCAAGAAGUUGUGUAACCUCAACGAGAGCAGUGACAAGUCCGCAAAGUCGCUCCAGAUCUUGCUGGUGAUGUUUGCCGGCAUGCUGGCGUUCGACGUGUUGGACCGUCUGACGGGAGACUGGACUGUGACCAACUCUGAUUGGUUCCAGGCGUUUUAUGUGGCUGUCAUUCAGAGUACUCCAAUUUUGUGGUUCAUAAUAUCGCUUCUAGUAUGGGGACUAGUGGCUCUGCUGGUUUGGAGAGUUUUCAAGAAGAUGCACUUCAGAUCUCAGGGGCUCACCACCAUUCGAACGCGAUUCUACCGCAAGGUAUUCCAAGACAAGCUUCAGGCGUGGCUGAAGUUCAAAGCCAUAUCGCUGGAAGAACGAAACUUUGACCUCAGCAACGAUCUGGUAAGGAUAACGUACGAGGAACGUCAUGCCGGAGACUGGGGGGGGUUCAAGCCGAAGGUCGUGGUGGAGUACGACGAGAGAAACAACUUCCUCAUGGCCAUCGAAGUCACCUACAACAGAAGAGAGGCCAAUAAAAACUUUGCUUACAACUACAGAGAACUCAAGGACAAGAUCCAGCAGGAGCUCGACACUGCACAGGUUUGGGAUCCCUCUAGCGAAGAUCACUCCUCCCAAGACUUGGCAGCGGACAAACGAGCUGCCAUCGAGCGCCGGCUGAGGGAAGAGGACGAGGAAGAAGACGAUGCAUUCACCAAAUAA
Messenger RNA from Ectocarpus siliculosus, 2622 nucleotides. NCBI's taxonomy places the organism in Eukaryota, Phaeophyceae, Ectocarpales, Ectocarpaceae. The record is from the annotation of a GenBank genome assembly.